AUUAGCUGAGAAGUAGAAGAAGUUAGAGUAGUGGAAAGGUAGACGAAGAAGAGAAACACAGCGAAUCGAUGGGUUCAUCAAGUGCUGUAAGAGAACUACAGAGAGAACUAGAGACCAAAGCCGAUGAUCUAAACAAAAUUCAAAAAGAUAUAUCAAAGAACCAUCAAGUGAGAAAGAAGUACACCAUUCAGCUGGGUGAAAACGAGCUUGUCCUCAAGGAGUUGGAUUUGUUGAACGAAGAUGCCAAUGUGUACAAAUUGAUAGGACCGGUGCUUGUGAAGCAGGAUUUAGCAGAGGCAAAUGCCAAUGUUCGCAAGCGAAUAGAUUACAUCUCUGCUGAAUUGAAACGGACGGAUGGAACCCUUCAAGAUUUGGAAGAAAAGCAAAAUAGCAAGAAAGAUGCGAUUUUGAAGUUACAGCAAAGAAUUCAAUCUCUCCAGGCUGGCAAAUCCAAGGCAUAAGUAUGUUAACACUCAAUCAGGAGUAAUCUUUUUGAUCUGUGUUACAGUGUCGAUGGUGUUUCUAUUUUGUUUGUUAUUUGACUUUAAUGUCAACUUUAAGCAUGCUGUAUCUUCAUCCUGCAAUGGCGAUUCUUUUUCUUGGCAGAUUUUGAUGCUCAUGUUUGUGUAAAGACCGUUAAAUUUGUUUCUUAAUGCGACACAAAUUUGUCUAUGAAAUUAUGUUAAAAUUAUUAAUUUGAUCAGUGUCUGCAUCUGUUGGAACUUCUUUAACAUUU
Messenger RNA from Ilex paraguariensis (yerba mate), 736 nucleotides. The record is from the annotation of a GenBank genome assembly. Lineage: Eukaryota; Viridiplantae; Streptophyta; Magnoliopsida; Aquifoliales; Aquifoliaceae.